GUCCGAUCUCGCUGCGAUGUUGGGAAAGCUCAGUAUCAACAAAGGCAAGGCACCGGAGGCGCACACUUUUUCUUUCGCAACUCCAAUCACACCAGCUGAUCUCUCAUAUCUUCCGUCCACCAACACUGGCUUUGGUGUCCCAGUUGGCUUCGGUGUCGCAACCAGCACGAUGUAUUCUCCUAGCAGCAUGGGUACCAUUGGAGCUGUGGGAACCAUGGGUAUGGGCAGCAUGUUGACUGGCAUGACCCCACAAUCGACAUUUCCGAUGGCAGGCUCAAUGGCAGGUUUCAGUCCUUUUGCGCAGGCCCCUUACAUCGGUCAAGGUCCUUCCCCCAUCCGCUUCAGCCAACCCGAAUUCGGUCGUCCCAUGGGCCACCAAUCAUUCGCUACUGAUCAUGCGCACUAUGGAUCACCAUCACCAGGUCCCUCCCGUCAACUUGGUUACUCCCCGCGUCCAAUUGGUCCCGUCCGUCGUCAGAAUGCAGUCAAGGUUCCCUACCAUAUUGCUGCCAACUACCGUAGUCGUAACCAAAACUCUGGUGGCAAUCACAACUUCGUCGACAUUGAAAACAUCCAAUAUGGUAUCGAUGUUCGUACCACGGUCAUGUUGAGAAAUAUCCCAAACAAGGUUACCCAAGCUGAACUCAAGAAGUACGUUGAUCAGUCUAGCUUUGGACACUACGACUUUAUGUACCUUCGAAUUGAUUUCAGCAAUGAUUGCAACGUCGGCUACGCCUUCAUCAACUUCGUUGACCCGCUUGAUAUCGUUCCUUUUGUCCGAUUGCGAUCCGGUCAGAAGUGGGAGAGCUUCCGUAGCGACAAGCGUGCCGAGGUUUCCUAUGCUACCAUUCAAGGUAGAGAUUGCCUCAUUCAAAAGUUCAGAAACUCGUCUGUCAUGCUCGAGCCUGACACUGCUCGCCCAAAGCUCUUCUACACGUUCCCAGACCCGAUGGUCGGCCAGGAGGAGCGAUUCCCACCGUCUGACAAUCAUUCGAAGCUCACUCGCUCGUGCCAAAACGCCGAGAAUGUUGGUUUGUUCGCUCCAAGUGCCGGUCAGCACCUUCGCGACGAACAGCGACGCCGCCGUUCCCAAUUCGACCGCGGCACUUCCUUGGCUGAGCAGGAGGAGUAUGACCUCGAGUAUCAUUCCUGGGGUGCUCACCGUUCAUACCGUUAAACGGCAGUUUCAUCAAUCCUUCCGGGCGCCUUUCUCUCACAUUUCAGGCGACAAUUACUUUGGCAACUUUUUCUUGUCGGUCACAUCUACAACCUGGCUACAUCUGCAGGUGGAGCAAUUGGCGGUGUGGCUUUUGUGAGCUCUGGCGGGACAUCCAAAGCCUUUUUUUUUGACGGAAAUUUGGUCGGCUCUGGAUGGAUGGAUAUACUCUAUUUCAUUUGCUUUUGCUGAUACCCCUCUGCACAAAAUUUGCUCUCAUUGGGCGAUAGCAUUCAUGCGAUGACGUUUGCGAUGGAUUUCCAUAGAGAUAAAAUAUCAUCGGGGAAGCUUUCAUAGCACACCGUCGCACUUGGCGUUCUAGGUAGUCUAUCUAAGGUCUUG
Hyaloscypha bicolor E is the source of this 1558-nucleotide messenger RNA. RefSeq lists its product as uncharacterized. The coding region runs from base 17 to 1177 and encodes 386 amino acids. Lineage: Eukaryota; Fungi; Ascomycota; Leotiomycetes; Helotiales; Hyaloscyphaceae. The transcript is spliced from 9 exons. The record is from RefSeq and is a predicted model, not a curated record. Gene Ontology annotation, molecular function: RNA binding.